Molecule: messenger RNA, 1509 nt
Organism: Arabis nemorensis
Lineage: Eukaryota; Viridiplantae; Streptophyta; Magnoliopsida; Brassicales; Brassicaceae
Source: the annotation of a GenBank genome assembly
AUGGAUGUAACAAAUGAAACAACGGAUAGGUCCGAUCUCCGGCGACCAUUGGUGGAGAAAAAACCUUUUUCGGACGUCGGACUCGAGAGUGUCUUAACGGAGACUAGCCUUUCUUACCGGAGGCGCGUGUACUUAGGCGCGUGCAUAGAGAUGAAACUACUCUUCCGGUUAGCAAUUCCGGCGAUACUUGUGUAUGUAGUCAACAGUGGAAUGAAUAUAUCAGCUCGAAUCUUCGCCGGACAUGUCGGCGGUCAAGAACUCGCCGCCGCGUCCAUCGGAAACAGCUCCUUCAAUCUCGUCUAUGGACUCAUGUUAGGUAUGGGCAGUGCAGUGGAAACAUUAUGUGGACAAGCAUAUGGAGCCCGUCGAUACGAGAUGCUUGGGAUCUAUCUCCAAAGAGCAACAAUUGUCCUUGCUUUAGUGGGUUUGCCCAUGACCUUACUAUACACCUUCUCGUACCCGAUUCUACUCCUAUUAGGCGAACCCAAAACGGUGUCGUACAUGGCAUCUUUAUACAUCGCUGGACUUAUCCCUCAGAUUUUUGCUUACGCCAUUAAUUUCACGGCCCAAAAGUUUCUCCAGGCCCAAAGCGUUGUGAUUCCUAGCGCGUAUAUCUCAGGCGCCGCUCUAUUACUCCAGAUUUUGCUGACGUGGACUGCUGUUUACGUAAUGGGCUUGGGCCUUAUGGGUAUUGCUUAUGUUUUAACCAUCUCGUGGUGGGUUAUUGUUGGGGCCCAAUGUUUGUAUAUUACAUGGAGUCCGAGGUUUAGACACACGUGGACUGGUCUGAGCUGGGCAUCGUUCCGAGGUCUUUGGAGCUUCUUUAAACUCUCUGCUGGAUCUGCUGUUAUGAUUUGUCUGGAAAUGUGGUAUUCUCAGAUUUUGGUUCUUCUCGCCGGUUUACUCAAACAACCGGCUCUCUCUCUAGAUUCUCUCUCCAUUUGUAUGUCAUUUUCAUCAAUAUCCUUCAUGGUCUCUGUCGGCUUCAACGCAGCUGCAAGUGUACGGACAAGUAAUGAGCUUGGAGCAGGGAAUCCGAGAUCGGCGUUUUUCACUACAUGGACGGCGACUUUUGUUUCCUUCGUAAUCUCCGUCGCUGAAGCAAUCGCCGUGAUGAUGUCACGUGAUUACAUUAGCUACAUUUUCACGGCGGAUGCUGACGUGGCGGUUGCCGUCUCCGACCUUUGUCCUUUCCUUGCCGUUACCAUCAUUCUCAACGGAAUUCAGCCCGUCUUGUCUGGAGUGGCAGUGGGAUGUGGAUGGCAAGCAUACGUGGCAUAUGUGAAUGUGGGUUGUUACUAUAUUGUUGGUAUUCCACUUGGGUGUGUUCUUGGCUUCACAUUCGAUUUUCAAGCAAAGGGAAUAUGGACUGGGAUGAUUGGAGGUACUCUCAUGCAAACAUUGAUCUUACUUUACGUUACGUAUCGAACAGAUUGGGAUAAAGAGGUAGAGAAGGCGAGAAAGAGAUUGGAUUUGUGGGACGAGAAGAAAGAGCCUCUUGAAAAUUAG